UUUUUUGUUUCUCUCUGUUGAGUUUUGAACAUUAGAUUUAAAAAACUAGAAUAGAAGCUUCUCAGCUCAUUUGUGAGUUAGUGUGUUAUUUGAGAUAAGUAAUAAUUGUUUAAAAUAGAUUAAAAAAAUGGCUCCUAAAAGAAGACCAGUUCCCCUGAACAUAACGCCCAUCGGGGAGGGACAGGCCAUCUCCAACACCAUUGAUGCUGCAUCUGAAGCCAACCUCGAGGCCUUACAAAAGAAGCUGGGUGAGUUGGACCUGGACGAGCAACAGAGGAAACGACUGGAGGCCUUUCUGACCCAGAAGGCCCAGGUCGGGGAGCUGAAGGAUGAGGAUUUUGACCCCAUAUGCGAGUUGGGUGCUGGGAAUGGAGGAGUGGUCAACAAGGUCCGCCACAAACCCUCGGGUCUGGUCAUGGCCAGGAAGUUGAUCCACCUUGAAAUCAAGCCUGCCAUCAGAAACCAGAUUAUCAGAGAGCUGCAGGUGCUGCAUGAAUGCAACUCUCCCUACAUUGUGGGCUUUUACGGGGCCUUUUACAGCGAUGGGGAGAUCAGCAUCUGUAUGGAGCACAUGGAUGGUGGAUCCUUGGACCAGGUCCUGAAGGAAGCCAGAAGAAUCCCAGAAGAAAUCCUGGGAAAAGUUAGCAUAGCUGUAUUGAGGGGGUUAGCCUACCUGCGAGAGAAGCACCAGAUCAUGCACAGAGAUGUCAAGCCCUCCAACAUCCUGGUCAACUCUCGCGGGGAGAUCAAGCUGUGCGACUUCGGUGUGAGCGGCCAGCUCAUAGAUUCCAUGGCCAACUCCUUUGUUGGAACGCGCUCCUACAUGUCGCCGGAGAGACUGCAGGGCACUCACUACUCUGUUCAGUCUGACGUGUGGAGCAUGGGGCUGUCCCUGGUGGAGCUGGCCAUCGGCCGCUACCCCAUCCCCCCACCAGACGCCAAAGAGCUGGAGCACAUCUUCGGACGGGCCAUUAUGGACGGGGCCGAGGGAGAGCCUCACACCAACAUGCAGAGGCCGAGACCACCAGGCCGACCCGUGAGCGGUCAUGGGAUGGACAGUAGACCUGCUAUGGCCAUCUUUGAACUCUUGGACUACAUUGUGAAUGAGCCGCCCCCUAAACUGCCACUUGGCGUCUUCACCAAUGACUUCCAGGACUUUGUGACAAAAUGUUUGAUCAAAAACCCAGCAGAGAGGGCCGAUCUGAAGAUGUUGAUGAGUCACACAUUCAUCAAACGAUCAGAAGUUGAGGAAGUGGACUUUGCCGGCUGGUUGUGCAAAACCAUGGGCCUCAACCAGCCCAGCACUCCCACCCGCGGCACUGAGUGAACAGGCCCCCACUGCCCUCACACACACACACACACACACACACACACACACACACACACACACACACACACACACACACACACACACACACACACACACACACACACACACACACACACACCUGGGUCUUGCUUGCAUACACAUAAAUAUACUGCACAUACACGUACACAAGCCAUCACACACAUUGGCACUUUUUUUCUCCUUCUUGCUCUUGGGUAAAACGGUUUUGUUUCCCCUCCUCCACCCAUUUAUUUCUUCACCAGCAGCAGAGCCCGUUGAGUCAUUGUACUGUAAGACCACAGCUUCACAAUGCCAGUGUCAAAGAGUAGCCACAGCUCACCUUUACACACUGCUACUGAGGAUGUAAAGCACUGAAGGGCUGCCAGUGUGUCAGCUUAAUUUGGAUUUGAUUGACAAACUCAUUUUGUAUUGUUGACAGUUGAAUAUCCAAAAAAAUCUGUAUUAAUCUUUUGUACAGCUGAUGGCUUGCGGGACUUUUAUUUUAAUAAAAUACCUGCUGUGGAGCUUUCCAAACAAAGAAAUCCCAACAAAUCACCUACUGCAAAUUCUAAAUUGGUUUAAUUGAGGGUGAAUGCAGCUAUUUUGAUCUAAAACACCCAUGUCAGAAUUAUUCAUGCAUAAAUGUUCCAAGCAGAAACCUUGCAAUUACCUCCAAUGUAAUAAUUAAAUUGUUAGUAGAGAGUGUAGGGGAAAAAAAGGCAUGUAAGGAUUUAUUUUUCACUAUUUGUUAAAUCAGCGAUCACUCUGAAGAUCACUUUGUGAACAAUGUCCCAAACCAAAGAGGAUACUCGUGACUGAAAGUUUUUCAACACUGAGAAAUUUUAUUUCAUAUGCAAAUUCAUCAACAGUAUAUCGGUGUACUUUGAAUGUUUAGAAUGUUCUUUUCAUUCAGUGAUCUACACUGUGUUGACAUCGUUUCCCCAACAUACAUUUCAAUGCGCAUCCGGCAUUGUGUGUCUCACAUGGGAGGAGGCAAUGUCGUUAUUGACAUUGAGAAAACAGAGAUUGAAAUGUAAUCAUGGGAUGAUAUAGCAUGGUUUAUUAUCUUUCUAAUACUGUAUGUGUGUUUUUGUUUCCCAAGAUCAUGAUGGGGAUGAUUAUCUGGUGUGUUUUUUUGGGGGUUUUUUUUAAUCAAAAGCCUGAAUCUCUGCAAAGUCGAUUAUGAAAUUCCAAUCACAUUGACUAAUUUAAGUAUUUUCUUUUCCUCUCUUUGUUGUUGGUCUGUACUUUUCACCCUGAAGUGUAUUUGGUUAUGUUUUUCACUGUACCGCUACGUGUGGCGCUCCAAGCUUUCACUUGGGACACAACCAGCCGAGAGGCGUGCUUUUGGAAAAGACUUGGGUUGAAUUACAUUCGACAACCUUUUCCUUGGGAUUUAACCAAAUUAAUUGUGGUUUAAAAAAAGAAAAACAAAUAUGUUGACUGAGACUUCAGACGAGUCAAGUAGUACAAAGAGUUUGACUGAACAUUUUAACCCUGGUCAGUGUUGGUCACAUGGUGGUGGUGGUGGUGGUGGUGGUGGUGUUACUUGCUAGCCUGCCGUCUUGCUAGAGCUCUUGUAUUCUCUCUGCUUAUGGCUGCCCUUUCUUAACCCCCACCGCCCCCCCCCAAAAUGUGCAUUUGUUCAGAGCCAAAUGAAUGCAUUGUCACUUGUAUGUGUACAAAGCUAUAUACAAAAAUUACAGGAGUACUAUUUUGCAGUCUUAAUAUACAAAUUUUUUGAUUUAUGUAAAUGACAAGGGAGAAGAGUCAUUUUAUUAUAAUAUAAAAAUGUGUCGGAUAUGGUUAUAAUGUAUAAAAAAGAUUAAAAUAAAACUUAUUUGUGAAUGUACUGUAAGGUGUUU
Anoplopoma fimbria (sablefish) is the source of this 3192-nucleotide messenger RNA. RefSeq names its product mitogen-activated protein kinase kinase 2a (gene map2k2a). Gene Ontology annotation, molecular function: protein kinase activity; ATP binding. Lineage: Eukaryota; Metazoa; Chordata; Actinopteri; Perciformes; Anoplopomatidae. The transcript has 11 exons. Gene Ontology annotation, biological process: protein phosphorylation. The record is from RefSeq and is a predicted model, not a curated record. Bases 128 to 1327 code for a protein of 399 amino acids.